GUAAAUUUUGUUCUUGUUUUGUGGUUGGUCUAGGGCCCCCACCCCAGACACACUUGUUAGCAUGAAUAUGAGUCAAGCUGUAAGUUUCCACUACGACGAAAAAGAAAACGUAGCGACCAUGAUGUCCUGCCCCCUUCCUAUGCAAUUACCGAUACCGAUUCCUUCACUACACAAAACAGAAUUUGCAUCGGUUCAUAUUGGAGUUAAGCAAAUGCAAUUGUUGCACGCACCGCCGUCCACGCAUCCGCAUCCACAUCCGCAUCUGCAGCAUCCGGCGGCAGCCGCGACUGCAGCAGCCACCUAUCAGGCCUACCCCACGCCGGCCAUGCAGACCAGCAUCGUUGCCGUCCACCAGCAGCACCAACAGCAGCAGCAGCAGCACCAGCAGCAGCAGCACCAGCAGCAGGCGGCCGUCUUCCAUCAGCAGGUGGCGGUGGCCCAGGCCCAGGCCCAAGCCCAAGCCCAAGCCCAAGCCCAAGCGCAGCAUCAACAGCAGCUCCAGCAGCAGUACCACUACCAGGCACAGGCCCAAGCCCAGGCACAGGCACAGGCACAGGCCAUGCUGCAGACGUACAUGCAACUGCAGGUGAACAACGUGAGUGUGGCCGCUGCACCGGCCACGCCCACCAAGUACCAGGCCGGGACCCAGGCUGUGGGGGCGGCAGCGGCAGCGGCAGCGCCACAGUUCUUUGCGGCGCCGAGCACGCCGCUCACGAUCAUACCGGCUGGGGCGGCGGCAGUGGCCGCCUCGGCGAUGUUUGCCACGGCCGCCACGCCCACGUCCGCAGCAACGACACCGACCAACAAUGUAAAUAAUACAGUUAAUCUAUCAGCCGUAACUAGAACUACUACCACUACUACUAAGCAGCCGCCUGCGGCUGCGGCUGCUGGCAUCUGGGGCGCCGGCCUCGGCCUUGGCCCCGGCCCCGGCCGCGGCGGUGGUGCGCCCGUGCCCGUGCCCGUGCCCGUGCCCCUGCCCCUGCUCUCGCUGCUGGGCGCCAGCAGCGCCAGCAGCGGCUGCAGUUCUGCAUCUUCUGAUUGUUCUAUGCCAUCGCCAACUUCACUACACUUAUCUUCUCCUAAAAAGGUAAGGAUCGAUGAACAAUUUAUAUAUAAGCUGAACUAUUUGCGCGGAAGCGACGAACUUUUGAGUCAAGCAGCAGUCAUGGCGCCCGCUUCCGACAAUAACAAUCAGGACCUGGCCACAAAGAAGGCCAAGCUGGAACCGAGCACCGUGCUGGCCGGCGGAAUUGCCAAGGCCUCGAAAGUCAUCCACUUGCGGAACAUUCCAAACGAGUCCGGCGAAUCGGAUGUGAUCGCUCUGGGCGUACCGUUCGGUCGCGUCACAAACGUCCUCGUGCUGAAGGGCAAGAACCAGGCGUUCAUCGAGAUGGCCGACGAGAUGGCCGCCACAUCGAUGGUGUCCUGCUACACAGUGAAUCCUCCACAGAUGCGUGGACGCAUGGUCUACGUCCAGUUCUCCAAUCAUCGCGAGCUCAAAACGGAUCAGAGUCACAAUAACUCGGUGGGGCAGAGCGACUACCGCAUCCAGUCGCCGGCCGGCGGCUCUCCGCUGCCCCUGUGCGCGGCCAAUGCCACCAGCAACAAUGCCAACAACUCCGGCGACAGCAACAGCAGUGCCGUGGGCAUCUUGCAGAACAACACCAGUGCGGUGAAUGCCGGGAACAACACGAACGCGGCCAAUGCCGCCGGCGGCCCCAACACCGUGCUCCGGGUGAUUGUCGAGUCGCUGAUGUAUCCGGUCUCGCUGGACAUAUUGCAUCAGAUAUUCCAGCGGUACGGCAAGGUGCUGAAGAUCGUCACCUUCACCAAAAACAAUUCAUUCCAGGCCCUCAUCCAAUAUCCGGACGCCAACUCCGCCCAGCACGCCAAGUCCCUGCUGGACGGACAGAACAUCUACAACGGGUGCUGCACGCUCCGCAUCGACAACAGCAAGCUGACGGCCCUCAACGUGAAGUACAACAACGACAAGUCGCGCGACUUCACGAAUCCGGCGCUGCCGCCGGGCGAGCCGGGCGUCGACCUGAUGCCCACCGCUGGCGGCCUGAUGAACACCAACGAUCUGCUGCUGAUCGCCGCCCGCCAGCGGCCCUCCCUAACAGUCAAUGGAUUGGGUGCUCCUGGUGUCCUGCCACCGUUCGCCCUGGGCCUGGGCACACAGCUCACCGGCGGCUACAGCAACGCCCUGCCCAAUCUGGCCGCCUUCUCGCUGGCCAACAGCGGGGCCCUGCAGACCACCGCACCGGCCAUGCGCGGCUACUCGAAUGUAUUGCUCGUCUCGAAUUUAAAUGAGGAGAUGGUCACGCCUGAUGCUCUCUUUACCCUCUUUGGUGUAUACGGCGAUGUGCAACGUGUAAAGAUUUUGUACAACAAAAAGGACUCGGCACUCAUACAGAUGGCGGAGCCCCAGCAAGCAUACUUAGCCAUGUCUCACCUUGAUAAAUUACGUUUAUGGGGCAGGCCGAUACGUGUCAUGGCCAGCAAACACCAGGCCGUGCAGCUGCCGAAGGAGGGACAGCCGGACGCUGGCUUGACACGUGACUACUCGCAGAAUCCGCUGCACCGCUUCAAGAAGCCCGGCAGCAAGAACUACCAGAACAUCUAUCCGCCAUCGGCGACACUGCAUUUAAGUAACAUUCCCUCAUCCUGCUCCGAGGAUGACAUCAAAGAAGCCUUCACCUCAAACACUUUCGAAGUCAAAGCAUUCAAGUUUUUCCCCAAGGACCGCAAAAUGGCGCUGCUGCAGCUGUCGUCCGUGGAGGAGGCCGUCCUGGCACUAAUCAAAAUGCACAACCACCAGCUGUCCGAGUCCAACCAUUUGCGCGUGAGCUUCUCCAAGUCGAACAUCUAGAAUCCGAUUCGAGGUCAGGUUUACUGAACCUGACUGGGUGCCGGCAGCAGCUAUGUGCACC
Molecule: messenger RNA, 2933 nt
Organism: Drosophila persimilis
Lineage: Eukaryota; Metazoa; Arthropoda; Insecta; Diptera; Drosophilidae
Gene: heph
Product: polypyrimidine tract-binding protein 1
Exons: 16
Coding region: 62-2872 (936 amino acids)
Biological process (GO): mRNA processing; regulation of RNA splicing
Cellular component (GO): nucleus
Molecular function (GO): mRNA binding
Source: RefSeq, a predicted model, not a curated record